GUAAGAUCAGAUCAAAUGCUUAAAUGUACAUUAAUUACUCAAUGCAUCUUGUUAAAAAUAAUACACUCAAUACAAUGUUAUAAAAAAAUAAAAGCACUUGACAACCCUGUAAACAUGACAUACCUGCUCAUCUCCAACACAGCUUUUUUUUUUUUUUUAAAGAAAUGUGUUGGCACCACGAAUGACGCGCUAGCAAUCAGAUCAGGGUAUUUCACAAGGCUUCAACCUUUGCUUUAACUUCACAGUUGGCAGAAACUGCAAGUCUAACAUUCCCUCAUCUUCUGCUGAAACCAAAUAUAGAGAAUUAACAUCACGUCCAUCCCUCCUAAAAUAAAUAUCAGGCCAUCCGUGUUGUUUGCUCUGCACACACACACACACACACCCUUUAAAAUAAAUAAGAAAGAAGUCUUGCCAAAUUCAAAUGUCAUGUCAUGUCAUGUCCGUAUAAAUGGCAAAAGCUGACUGUGUCUUCAGUUCAUUGCCCGAGCCUCAACCCGAGCAGCUCUGUGUCAUGCUACAGUGCUUCAAACGCUCCAGUCGUCAGCAGCCAGCCAGCCGUCGGGACUCUCAGUGCACUGGACAGUCUUUAAUGAGAUCAAUCCGAAUGUGAGGAACAUGAAGCAGCUGGAGUUUGUAGUCCUGGUGAGACGAGCAAGCCAGAUCAGGGAAGAGCUCACACAGGGGGUGAGAAAGUCAUAUAAAGAUAUGAUAGAUGUCUCUGGGGGUGAUCCACACAGGGCAGGUGUGAAGCCUCUGUCAUUUGUCAGACAGGUUCUAGCAUCAUGUUUUUACCCUCCGCUUAUGAACAGCAACGAACUGCCAGUGGAUGUCAGACAAAGGGCUCAAAAGCUGCUUAGGGGAUGUGGUGGAGGGAGUGUAGGUGCGUAUACUAACACAGCUGGUAUAUCAGAAAUAGUCGAAAGUAUCUCUGAAUUCAUAACUAGACGAGAUGGUGGUGCUCAAUCUAAUCCUGAAAACAUAUACAUCAGUUCAGGCUCACAGUGGUCGCUCACGAACCUUCUCAGGGUCUUGGUGAACAAUGAGAGUUCACCUAUAACAGGGGUGUUAACUCCCGCGCCGUGCCACGUUUCUACCACUUUGUCCAUAAUGGGGUUGGGAGCACAUAUCAUCCCUUACUACCUCAAUGAGGAGCAGGGCUGGGAGCUGCAGAUAGAGGAGCUACAUCGAGCACUGGAAUCUGCAAAGGGAAUCUGUAACCCAGUUGCUUUGUAUGUCAUCAACCCGGGAAACCCCACAGGUCAUGUUCAAAGCAGAAAAUCGAUGCAAGAGGUGAUCCGGUUUGUUUCAGAGAAAAAACUUUUCCUUCUGGCUGAUGAGGUCUAUCAAGACUGUGUUUAUGGAGAAAAAAGUGAGUUUGUCUCUUACAAGAGGGUCCUGGCUGAGAUGGGGCCUCCUCUUUCGGACACACUGGAGCUGGCAUCCUUUCACUCGGCAUCCAAAGGGCCCAUGGGAGAGUGUGGUCUGCGUGGUGGAUAUGUGGAGUUGGUAAAUGUGGACCCUGAUGUUAUGAAAUACGUCUACACGGUGUUCUCAACAGACACCUGUGCACCUGCGACUGGCCAGCUCGCCCUUGAUCUGAUGAUAAACCCUCCGCAACCAGGAGAUCCCUCAUACCCACUAUAUAGAGAGGAGACGCAACACAUCAGAACCACGGUGGUUCACAAUGUGAAAAGAGCCCUUGAGGUUCUCAACAGCCUGCCAGGUUUCUGCUGCCAACCAGUAGAAGGAGGAGCAUUUGCAUUCCCCAGAGUGCAUCUUCCACCUAAAGCCAUCCAGAAAGCUAAGGAGGUAGGAAUGCAACCUGAUACUUUCUACUGUAUGAGAUUGCUGGAGGAGGCUGGAGUGUUAGUCAGUCCUGGAUAUGAGUUUGGACAGAAGGAGGGCACUCACCACAUCAGGUUUUGCAUUAUGACAACUGUGGACACCAUGGAGGAAUUGCUGAGACGCCUGUCCAGCUUUCACACACAGUUUAUGAAGGAUUUUUCUUAAAUGAAGUAAUAGAAAAAACUGUUUUCUUCCUGUAAAUCAUUCCAGUAAAUUCCAGCUUUGUGUGUUAAUUAAGUGCAGACAACAAAAUAAAAGAAUCCAAUCAUC
Molecule: messenger RNA, 2115 nt
Organism: Scomber scombrus (Atlantic mackerel)
Lineage: Eukaryota; Metazoa; Chordata; Actinopteri; Scombriformes; Scombridae
Product: alanine aminotransferase 2-like
Exons: 12
Coding region: 616-2010 (464 amino acids)
Biological process (GO): biosynthetic process
Molecular function (GO): pyridoxal phosphate binding; L-alanine:2-oxoglutarate transaminase activity
Source: RefSeq, a predicted model, not a curated record